GGGAGUGGGCACAUGGGGGCACGGGGGUGCAGGUGCCAAGCACCAUGGGUUAGGCCCGAGAUUGGAGUCCGGCCGCCCCCCGACAGCAGCCGCCUCCUGCUCCCCGCGCGCCCCGGGCGCCACCAUGUCGGGCGACAAACUCCUGAGCGAACUUGGCUAUAAGCUGGGCCGCACGAUAGGUGAGGGCAGCUACUCCAAGGUGAAAGUGGCCACCUCCAAGAAGUAUAAAGGGACGGUGGCCAUCAAGGUGGUGGACCGCCGGCGAGCGCCUCCGGACUUCGUCAACAAGUUCCUGCCUCGAGAGCUGUCCAUCCUGCGGGGAGUACGGCACCCGCACAUCGUACACGUUUUCGAGUUCAUCGAAGUGUGCAAUGGGAAGCUGUACAUCGUGAUGGAGGCAGCAGCCACCGACCUGCUGCAGGCAGUGCAGCGCAACGGGCGCAUCCCGGGGUCGCAGGCGCGCGAACUCUUCUCGCAGAUCGCGGGCGCCGUGCGCUACCUGCACGACCACCACCUGGUGCACCGCGACCUCAAGUGCGAAAACGUGCUGCUAAGCCCUGACGAGCGCCGCGUCAAGAUCACGGAUUUCGGUUUCGGCCGCCAGGCGCACGGCUACCCAGACCUGAGCACCACCUACUGCGGCUCGGCCGCGUAUGCGUCACCUGAGGUGCUCCUGGGCAUCCCCUACGACCCUAAGAAAUACGACGUGUGGAGCCUGGGCGUUGUGCUCUACGUCAUGGUCACCGGGUGCAUGCCCUUCGACGACUCGGACAUUGCUGGCCUACCCCGGCGCCAGAAGCGCGGCGUGCUCUACCCUGACGGCCUCGAACUGUCGGAACGAUGCAAAUCCUUGAUCGCCGAGCUGCUACAGUUCAGCCCGUCUGCCCGGCCCUCGGCGGGCCAGGUGGCGCGCAAUGGCUGGCUGCGGGCCGGGGACUCCGGCUAGGAGCCGGGGUUCUCGCUGUUCCCGCCGCACCAGGCACAGAGCCAGGGCGGCGCACGCGCGAAGGGCGAGCUUCGGGAAACCCGCGAAGUCGCCGCGCGCCACUGCGCACGCGUCCUGUCCCUUCCCCUUCCCCCACGGCGGCGGCCCUCUGAGGCCUGCUGUUGGGUUCUGAUUCCUCCUGCACAAACUGAUUGCUGGAGAGCGCAUGCGCAUCCUCGAUUUCUGGCGAGAAGGCCCCGGGAGGGGCGCAAAGAGAAGAGAGAGAAGCAUUGCGCCUGCGCAGAAUGAGCUGUUGCACGGUGGGUUGCCAUGCUACAGAGAAACCGUGGGCCAGCCGUGCACGCUAAGUUCCAGGUUGGAACCUGCAAUAAAUUCGCUCUUCCUUGCAA
Messenger RNA from Mus musculus (house mouse), 1335 nucleotides. It is a transcript of the gene Tssk6, whose product is annotated as testis-specific serine kinase 6. The coding region runs from base 125 to 946 and encodes 273 amino acids. The transcript has a single exon. Gene Ontology annotation, molecular function: protein serine kinase activity; protein serine/threonine kinase activity; magnesium ion binding. Gene Ontology annotation, cellular component: nucleus. The record is from RefSeq and is marked validated. NCBI's taxonomy places the organism in Eukaryota, Metazoa, Chordata, Mammalia, Rodentia, Muridae.